Brenthis ino (lesser marbled fritillary) is the source of this 693-nucleotide messenger RNA. NCBI's taxonomy places the organism in Eukaryota, Metazoa, Arthropoda, Insecta, Lepidoptera, Nymphalidae. The record is from the annotation of a GenBank genome assembly.
AUGGGAGGCAAGAAAAAGAAUAAGAGUAAACGAAAUAAAACAGGAAAUGCGAAUGAGCAUGAUGCCGAAAAUAUCUUGGAGUUUGGUGAGGAUAUUAAGGACUCUGAUAAUAUAACCGAAGACAGUUCUGAAUUAUCAAAAAAAGCAAUUAAGCGGCCAAAUGAGAACGAUGAUUCAGACUCAGAUACUGAGAAACCGAAAAGGCCUAAGAAAAAGAAGAAACAGUCUGUUCCUUCCGAAGAAUCUUCAAGUAAGAAGGGCAAAAAAUCCAUAAGACAAAUUAAACGAGAAAAAUUCGCUCAAAGGCAAGCUGAAGCGCAAGCAGUGGCUAAAGAUCAACUUAAAUCACAAUGUCUAAAUUAUUUAUCACAAUGGAAACAUGAUAGACAAAAUUGGAAGUUUAUGAAGGCCAAGCAAGUGUGGCUUUAUAAGAAUAAAUUCUCAACUAAUUUAAUACCAGACUCCACAUGGCCAGUAUUUUUAGAAUACUUUGAAUCAGCUACAGGCAAUAUAAAAAACAUGUUACUAAAUGAUGCCAAUAAAAUUAUAAAACAAAUGGAUGACUGGACAGAAACACAAAAUAAAGAUGGGCAUCAAAAUGAAAAUGAGGAUGAGGAGGCAGCAGGGGAUGUUCAGAAACCCAAUGAUGCAGUUUAUAAUAGAGCAAGAAAUUUAAUACAAUGUUUACAAGAA